Dama dama (fallow deer) is the source of this 948-nucleotide messenger RNA. It is a transcript of the gene U2AF1, whose product is annotated as U2 small nuclear RNA auxiliary factor 1. Lineage: Eukaryota; Metazoa; Chordata; Mammalia; Artiodactyla; Cervidae. Gene Ontology annotation, cellular component: spliceosomal complex; U2AF complex. Gene Ontology annotation, biological process: mRNA splicing, via spliceosome. The transcript has 8 exons. Bases 96 to 809 code for a protein of 237 amino acids. Gene Ontology annotation, molecular function: pre-mRNA 3'-splice site binding; metal ion binding. The record is from RefSeq and is a predicted model, not a curated record.
CGAGCGUCGUCGCGUCCGGGUGACGUCUCCGGCGGGCGUCGGGCGGGGUCGUCGGCGUCGGCAGCGGUGUCGGCGGUGGCGGCGGCGGGUGGGAAAUGGCGGAGUACUUGGCCUCCAUCUUCGGCACCGAGAAAGACAAAGUCAACUGUUCAUUUUAUUUCAAAAUUGGAGCAUGUCGUCAUGGAGACAGAUGCUCUCGGUUGCACAAUAAACCGACCUUUAGCCAGACCAUUGCCCUCUUGAACAUUUACCGUAACCCUCAAAACUCUUCCCAGUCUGCUGACGGUUUGCGCUGCGCUGUGAGCGAUGUCGAGAUGCAAGAACAUUAUGAUGAGUUCUUUGAGGAGGUUUUCACAGAAAUGGAGGAGAAGUAUGGGGAGGUGGAGGAGAUGAACGUCUGUGACAACCUCGGAGACCACCUUGUGGGGAACGUGUAUGUCAAGUUUCGCCGUGAAGAAGACGCAGAAAAGGCUGUGAUUGACUUGAACAACCGCUGGUUUAAUGGCCAGCCGAUCCACGCCGAGCUCUCCCCCGUGACCGACUUCAGAGAAGCCUGCUGCCGCCAGUACGAGAUGGGGGAGUGCACGCGGGGUGGCUUCUGCAACUUCAUGCACCUGAAGCCCAUCUCCCGGGAGCUGCGACGGGAGCUGUAUGGGCGCCGGCGUAAGAAGCAUAGGUCGCGGUCCCGCUCCCGGGAGCGUCGCUCUCGGUCCCGAGACCGCGGUCGCGGCGGCGGAGGUGGCGGUGGCGGAGGACGGGAGCGCGACAGGAGGCGGUCGAGAGACCGGGAACGGUCUGGGCGAUUCUGAGCCAUGCCAUUUUUACCGUAUGUCUGCUAGAAAGUGUUGUAGUUGAUUGACCAAACCAGUUCAUAAUGGGAAUUUUUUUUAAAAAACAACAAAAAAAAACAAAGAUGGGUUUCUGAAUAAAAUUUGUAGUGAUACAGUG